Diatraea saccharalis (sugarcane borer) is the source of this 1447-nucleotide messenger RNA. Lineage: Eukaryota; Metazoa; Arthropoda; Insecta; Lepidoptera; Crambidae. The record is from the annotation of a GenBank genome assembly.
ACUUCUAGUCAAUACCUACGUCAGUUACAUUCCAGACAUAAAUUGUGUGUUUUUGGAGAAGUUUAUUGUUUUUUUUUUUUAACUUUAAAAAGUGGUGAAAGUGAAAUAAAUGAAACGCUUAAUUUUUUGGUUUAAUUAGUUCUUGGAAUGAGAAAAGGCGCGAGGUCUGGUGGAGUGCGACUGAAUCGGUGCGUCUGUGUAGGCGCGUGUAAAAGGUCCAGCUGUCGGCGCAAUGGGGAAAAGGCUGGGCGUCGGUCUUUUGGCCUUACUGGCGGCUUAUGACGUCGUUGUUGGACAGGGCGCCGAAAAAAGACGCACUGGCAAUGUAUGUCACGUCGAUAUGGACUGCCCUGACAAUGCGUUCUGCCGGCAGGGGAGCUACUGCGUUUGCAAAGACGGCUUCGUUUAUGCUGCUAUCAAUUCCACUCAUAAAGGCUGCCUCAAAGAGGCUAAAAUAGGCGAAGAAUGCGUGCAGCACAUACAGUGUCAUUCCACGAUGGGCGUACAUUCUGAGUGCGCAAACGGAUUAUGCGCGUGCGUCGCCACAGCGCAUUUGGAAGACGAUAGAUGUUACGAGACGGCUGUGAUCGGUGAGCGUUGCGUCGUAGACCAGAACUGCUACUUAGGAGAGCGUGGCCCGGAGCGACAGGCGUUCUGCGUACGCGGGUAUUGCACCUGUCAGCUGCAAUUCAGCCCCAGAGACAACGGAACCAGGUGUGUUCGUGACGCCACACUGGGUGAGGAGUGUGAGGACCAGUUGCAGUGCGCUGGCCCGGGACUCGAGUGCCGCGGGACUUGCCGCUGUCGGGACCACUGGGUGGCUCACAACGAGACCAACUCCUGUGUAGAAUCUGUGAAGGCGCUGAACGAGCCGUGCGAGUACGACGUGCAGUGCGACGCGCUGGCGGGCGCCGGGGCCGCGCGCUCCCCGGGCGCGGCGCUGUGCCUGGGCGGCGCGUGCGCCUGCGCCUACAGCGCGCGCCCCGCCGGCGCCCCCGCGCGCUGCUGGCACCGCCGCCGCCCCGGACAGGACUGCACCAGGGACGAGGAAUGUGUAUCGGAAGAAGAUGAGCCAGGUUAUUGCCUAUCCGGCCGUUGUACUUGCAAGACUUGCUCGCCCGACGCCAGUGACUUCGGCGGUGCGGGCUCGCUUCCGCGGCCGCCAUUUUACGCCGCUGCCAUCUUAUCGAUAGCCGCCGCCAUUUUGACUCACUGACGCUGCAAACCAAUUGGCAUAAGUUUAGAUACUACGUAUCAAGUCGGGUCAGUGUGCAAACAAAAUACAUAUAUGUAAAUAGAUGAUAUGGUCAUCGAAUGCAGAAUACUGAGACAACGAAAGAAGCUAAUUCAGAAAUGAUUAUAAUACAGGAAAAAUUUAAUCAGUGCACCUAAUUUAAUUGUACAUUUUAGAACAAACAACAAGUUAAAAAAUUAUAACAUUUAUUUU